Molecule: messenger RNA, 2758 nt
Organism: Struthio camelus australis
Lineage: Eukaryota; Metazoa; Chordata; Aves; Struthioniformes; Struthionidae
Source: RefSeq, a predicted model, not a curated record
AUGGCAUCUAGGGUUACACAGGCUAACCACAAGUUGUACAAGCAGAAACUCGAGGAGCUGACCAAGCUCCAGGAUGGCAUCUCCAGCUCCAUCGCACGGCAGAAGAAGAGGCUGAAGGAGCUGUCUCUGUCCCUAAAAAAAUGCAAGGCCCACGUGAGUCCUGAACAGGAGGAGUCCAUCCAAGAGACCCAGAGCCUGAUAAAAGAGAGGCAGAAUGUCUUCUUUGAGAUGGAGGCCUACCUGCCGAAGAAGAAUGGGUUGUACUUGAGUCUGGUGCUUGGGAACGUGAACGUCACACUACUCAGCAAGCAAGCUAAGUUUGCAUAUAAAGAUGAGUAUGAGAAGUUCAAGCUCUACCUCACCAUUAUCCUGCUCAUUGUGUCCUUCUCCUGUCGGUUCCUCCUCAACUCCAGGGUGACAGAUGCUGUCUUUAACUUCCUCCUGGUGUGGUACUACUGCACCCUUACCAUUCGGGAAAGCAUCUUGAUCAACAACGGAUCCAAAAUCAAAGGCUGGUGGGUUUUCCAUCACUACGUCUCCACUUUCCUCUCAGGUGUCAUGCUGACUUGGCCAGACGGGCUCAUGUACCAGAUGUUCAGGAACCAGUUCCUCUCCUUCUCCAUGUAUCAGAGUUUUGUGCAGUUCCUCCAGUACUACUAUCAGAGCGGGUGCUUGUAUCGGCUUCGAGCGCUGGGUGAGAGGCACAAUAUGGAUCUCACUGUAGAGGGCUUCCAGUCCUGGAUGUGGAGAGGCCUCACGUUCCUGCUUCCCUUCCUCUUCUUUGGACAGUUUUGGCAGCUCUACAAUGCCAUCACCCUCUUCCGUCUGAUGCAGCACCCAGACUGCAAGGAGUGGCAGCUCUGUGGCUCCUGCAGGUCCUCAUGUGUGGCCUCCCGUUCUUCAUCCUCUUUCUGGGGAACUUCUACACCACCCUCCGUGUCGUCCACCAGAAGUUUCAGAAUCAGAACAAAGACACAAAGCAAAAGUGAAGGAGGGGGGGCCAGCAUGGAGGCCAAGAUGGUUUCUCUCCGCUGUCUCCAUCUCCCAACUCCUCUUCUUGCCUCGAUGCCGUCCAGACUGAUGUGUCUUGCCCCAUUCCUUUGAAGCAGGCCUGCCCAGACACGGGACAGAGCUCAGGGCCUGCUACCAAACAGACUGUGUUCACCGUAGUGCUGGAGCUGCGUGCCCAAGCCACUAACCUGGAGGCAGAAACACUGGGCAGCUCCUGUCCUGUCUGCCUUCCUCCUCCAGGAGGAGCAGGGUGUCUGGGACAGCUGCUUCCCUUCUCUUUGCCCUGAAGGCAUUUUUGGGAUGGUUCCCUGGGGUCAAGCCCAGCUCUGCCAGCACUCUGCUGCAGGCAGGAAAGCAGUCCAAGGUGCCUGGCUUGCACUAAUACCUGUGGUGCAAGGCCCCGUCCAGGGCUGCUGGUCGCCUCCUUCACUCAUCACCUCCCAGGGUAGAUGCUCUUCCUCUUCUUUCCCCAGACCUGCAGCCAGGGCAGCCCCCCUGGGUGAUAACAGAGGUAGACAAGGCCUCUCCUUGUCUCAUCAGUUGUGAGCAACUGCUUCCCUGGCUGUCCUAGCAGCCUCCUUUGCUUUCUGGGGCAGCUGGAGGCCACGCGUGUGCUGGCUUCCAGGAUGAAAGUGGGAGCAUUGUACCACAGUUCCUCCCCUCCCUUCAAGAGACAGGAGAGAGGGGGCCGAGGUGGAGGAGCUGUUCUUGGCAAGCGCUUGGUUUUCAGGGUGCUGGGUUGGGUCCUGGCUGCUCAUCAGCCGUGUGGCGCUCCUCAGAGCUGUGCUGCUCCAUCUGCAGCACGAGGGGUGGGUGGGAGCAGCACGAGUCCAAACCAGGCUUCACUCUGGAGCUGUGCAAACAGCACCCUCGUCUUGCAUCUCUGGAGGAUGCACAUGCAAAAAUAAAGGGAAGGUGCUUCCUUGGUUUGCUGGAGUCUCAGAACAAGUUGCACAACCCUGCUCUGCGGUUAUGGCCUAUCUGGCAGCACACCCAGGCCUCUGAAUCCAAAAUGCUGAGUGGAGAGAGACAACCAGCUCCAAGUGCCCCCACAGCAGCCCCAGGGAUGGAGUGCUCCUCAGCAGGGUGCAAUGGGACAAGGGUUGAAUGAAGCCAUACCAUGAGCUGCCAGGCUCCCUCCCGUGCUCCAGCCCCCAGCCUGCACAGCCCAGUGGCACUGGCUGUGGCCCCAGCUUUGCAUGCAGAAGAAAGCUGUUCAGGGGUAGAGCAGGACUUCAGUCCCUCUAGAAACUAGAGGGAAGAGAAGCCCUAGACUUCAGGGAAACUCCUGAAAAGUUGGGAACAAAAUAACAUUUCAAUCCAGAGCUGUCUGACCUGCCACAAGUUUGUGCCUACACUGCUAGACCUGCCCACCUAGUACACUGCUGCCAUCUUCACCUCCCUGGCAGGGCUCAGCACCUCAGGGUAGCAGCUGUCCCCAGCAGACAGCUCCAGGUCAGGCUAAACCCACACUUGCAGCCUGGUUCCUUCCCCCAGGUUAGGGCAGGUCGUGGAGGUUUUCCCUGUGUGAGGAGGGCUGCUGGGUGGCAGCAGUUGCUUCCCCUGCUGCCCUCUCCCCUCCAGCCAAGCAGUGGAAGGACAGGAGGGCAGGAAGCAAACUACAGAAACAGUGUUUUUAUUCCAAGGGCAAAGUAUAUUUAAAUAAUUUACAGUCAUUGGAUAGCCUGAAAGUUUUUCCAUGAUAAAUCACAAAGAUGUUAAAAUAAAAACAGUAUUUAAAAAAUGA